CUGCGCGGCGCUCUGCUCGCUGCCGGCUCGGUAGUGCGGAGGCGCUGGCCUGUCGGGGCGAGAGCUGCGAUGGCGGAGCGAAGCUGGCUGUGGGGCUGCGUGUUCGUCGGGCUGUGGUCCCUGAUACUGAGCAAGACUGAGGACCGUUUGGAGGUUCCUGAGAACAGUGCGGCGACCCUGCCUUGCAAAGCCACGCAGAACAACGCAAAGCGCACGGAGUGGAAGUUCGAGGACAAUGGAAACGUGGUUCUCUUCUAUCACGACAAUCAGCUGACAGAUGCCUACAAGGACCGGGUUACUUUCUUCUCCAACGAGAUUCUUUUCAAGAGCGUCACGCGCAAGGACUCGGGCCGGUACACCUGCAUGGUGCUCGGCAACACGUUUGACGAAUCCGUGGUUGACCUCGUCGUUCAAGUGCCGCCCUCCAAGCCGAAGGCCCAGGUGCCCUCCGUGGUGACCAUCGGCAGCAAGGCCGUCCUGAGCUGCGUGGAGACGGACGGCAACCCGCGUCCCACCUUCAAGUGGUUCCGAAACAACUCCGAGAUGCCCUCAGACCCCAAGUCCAACUCCCUCUUCAGGAAUUCCUCCUAUGUGCUCGACUCCAGCACAGGGGUGCUGACCUUUAAUCCUGCAACGGCCUUUGAUGCCGGGGAGUACUACUGCGUGGCCGAGAACAAAGUCGGGGCGCCCCAGAAAUCCGACACAGUGCAGAUGCAGACCAGCGAACUCAACGUCGGCGGCAUCGUGGCCGGAGUGGUGGUGCUGCUCCUUGUCCUGGCUCUGGUGGUCUUUGGCAUCUGGUUUGCCUACAGCCGAGGCUACCUCCGCCAAAGAAAAGGCACCACCGGCAGUAAGAAGGUCAUCUACAGCCAGCCCUCCAAGCAGAGCGAGGGUGAAUUUAAACAGACGUCUUCCUUCCUGGUCUAAUUUCAGCCUCCAGCCUCCCUUGUGGCAUGUAUUAAAGUCCAACCUCUUCCUCUUCUGUUGUAAAUGCUCUAUAUGAAUCUUUGUAAUUAAGUGUAAUUUCCAUUUUUUUAAA
Varanus komodoensis (Komodo dragon) is the source of this 1039-nucleotide messenger RNA. It is a transcript of the gene F11R, whose product is annotated as F11 receptor. Gene Ontology annotation, biological process: establishment of endothelial intestinal barrier; intestinal absorption; regulation of membrane permeability. The coding region runs from base 70 to 927 and encodes 285 amino acids. Lineage: Eukaryota; Metazoa; Chordata; Lepidosauria; Squamata; Varanidae. Gene Ontology annotation, cellular component: bicellular tight junction. The record is from RefSeq and is a predicted model, not a curated record. The transcript is spliced from 10 exons.